Messenger RNA from Amoebophrya sp. A25, 1945 nucleotides. Lineage: Eukaryota; Dinophyceae; Syndiniales; Amoebophryaceae. The record is from the annotation of a GenBank genome assembly.
AAGAUGGUGUGCGCCGAGAACACUCUUCGUCCGAGCUAGGAAUAGGUUGAUCAACAUGAUCCUUGUCAAGACUGAUUGAUUGUGAGCGAUCGUCAUAUUGUUCGGUGGAUGGAUAUGAUCCGACAUGCAUUUUUUCUUUCUGUUUCAGGUUGUUGAUAUAGCACUUGUUCUUGGAUGAUUUCCACUUGUUGGGUAAACAGCACUUGUCUACUCUCUCGUUGCGAUCAGUAUUUCUUAUGGAACAAUGCCGACAAUCAAAAGGAAAAUGAAGGUGAAGGCGUCCCGCUCGACGGGAUCGUCGGUACCUUCAAGCAAGGUGGCGCAAAGCUCUGGUGUCUCGGAUAAUUGUAGCAGCACCCAAACAAGCUUUGAUGCCGAUGCCGAUCUCGUGGGUGUCUGUGCGACGAUCGCAGAGGUCACAGAGGCGUUUUCGAAAUCAAAGAAUGACGCAAAAGCGGGACGCGGCAUGCCUUUUUUGGACGCGAAAAAUCAGCUCCUUCUCAGCUACCUCGACAACCUCGCAAGCUAUCUCGAGAACAAAUCCUCCUCACCUUUUGCUGCCGCAGCAUCUUCAACAUCGCCAAACAGUGCCACGUCAUCAGAUGCCGAGCACGUCUUUCGAGAGCUCUAUAAGAUUCGACUAGCUUUUGGUCGCGCGAAGAGUCUGGAUCAGAAAUUGCAGUACUCUAUCCAGAAACUACUGGACGAAGCAGCCGCAGCCGAGAGUGGAGACACAGCGAAAACAGCAAAGACGAGCGCGAAACCUAGUCUUUCUCUUGCCAAGGGAUCCAUCCUCUUAGAAGACCAAAGUGAGAAUCCAGUUGGCAGUGGAGGUGGCCAGGACGAGACAGCAGACUAUCAUGCAGGUGGUACGGAUGCCUCAUCAAAGGAUGGUAUUUACCGACCACCCAAGAUCACAGCGAUGGAAUGUGGCUACGACUCUGCUGUCUCCAAGGCAGAGAAGCAACUACAGCGGGAAGAAAAGCGACUGAGAAACACACAGAUCUACGAAUCGUUGCAGGAUAUUGUCAACGACUGCAGCAGUGGGGCCGUUGAGGUACUUGACUAAUGCUUACAGUUCCCAGUAUUCUGUAUGUUUUUCUUGGGGGUGUUGAUCCUGUUUUCAUCUUGUUGUAAGCUCUCAUUAAGGCUUCCCCUUAUGCAUCUCCGGAAGCUUCGCAGAGACGUUUUCAAGGUGGAAACAGUCUCAGGAUGCGUCUCAAGAUGGAUAAGAGUGAGUUCUAAUCUCAAACUCGUCAAUGAUUUUGAAAACCAUGCCAUGACUUUUUACUCAAAUUUCGAUGACAUUGUCACUUUACUUACAAGGUUCUCGGCGACACCAGCAGCGGACGUAGCAACGAGGUAGAGAAGCUCUUAAGAAAACAGAGAGAGAGAGCAGCAUACGAAGAAGAUAACCUGAUGCGAAUGCGGCAAACGAAGCAAGACAAGAAGGAUGCAAAACGGUUGAAGCAACUUCGAACGCAAGGCGGCGGCGGUCAAGGCGCAGUGUCAUUGCGUGAUCUCAACAGCGCAGUUGAUAUCAUCGCUAGCUCUACAGACAAGCUGAACAGCUAUCAGAAAGCGAAAUCACGGGUCGGUGAAAUCGCAGGUGCAAAGAAGGAAAUGAUGGCGGCACAGGCAGCUAGCAAAAAGUCUCGCAGCGGAGGCGCAAGCGGGAAAGGAUCCAAAAAGGGAAGCGGGAAAAAGAGAAAAUGACCGUUCACCUGCUAAACGUGCCUAGUGGAACUAUGGCGUUUCGAAAUUGAUGAAUUAAGUAGACGAUAAGAUUGAACCUGAAGCUGAACGACACUUGGUUUUAUUUAGUCUGCACCAGUACCUCCAAUCACCCGAUUUCAUCUUGUUGAAGAAGAAUUAAAUGUCAAAGAACCCACAACUUCAACUUGUUUUUCGUAUUCAAAUUUGAAGAUGCGAGGCGGCACGGUUG